AUGCUCAGGGAAGAGGGCUCCACUAGGGCCCAGGUCGACUGGGUACCUGUCCCGCCGAAUUCGUCUCUUGCGUUUGAUACCCUUCUUAAAUUCUGCUCAUCGGAGGGUCUCCAAGCUGAGUGCCUCAUUGGACUUGCUUCUGUUUUACUCCUGACGUCCGUGGCAGGCGAUUUGCCGCCUCCAAAGUUUGCCCCUCCUGUAUCAAUUCCAGACAUUCCUACUCGCCCCUCCCAAAGGCAGGAGCAGGACAUGAUAUUCCAGGAACUGUUCCAAUCGAUCGACAAAUGCAUGUUUCUAAGCUCCACACGAGGCGCCCUCGAGUCGUUGCUUUGCAGUGCGUUCUUCGAUCCCUCCGUGUCCUGCAAUCUUCCUGGGGCUGCAUCUUUAGGAAUUAGGAAGGCCAUUUCGACAGCGAACACGGUUGAUAGCGAGCAGCUUCUCAAUGCCAUUACGUACAUGAGACCCCACUUGAGUCUCUUAUGGAAUGCUGCAAUUUGCAAUGACCAGGCCAAUGCGCUCCUAAAUAUGGCCCUCAAGGGCCUACCACCCAUAUGCCUUGUGGCGGGCUUCCUGACGGAUACGAACCAAUCCUUUCUCCAAAUCGAUUAUCACGAUUAUCACGUAAAACAUUUAGGGAAUUCUCAAGUCUCCCGGGCAAAAGAAUUUCAAACUUCCUUCUUUUGUCGACCAGAUAUCUCAGUACCAUGGUCGCCAGCGCCUCCAUUCGGGGCAACCACAGUUCAGAACCUCAGUCUUGAAGAUUCUAAUCUGUGUGGCUCCUAUUGUGUCGACCAGGAUAAUGAGCUACCUGAUGCGAAGCGAGAUCUUGCCGAUGAACAGUCGGGAGAAGCAACAUCGCGCUUGUUCAAUUGGCAUCGGGGCUACGAUAACGGCCUCUGGCUUGACGAAGGCGAUGGGGACGUUGAACUUAUUCGUAAACUGCAGACACACGCGUGGAUUAUCGAUCCAUACAUGGGAUGA
This is a messenger RNA of Aspergillus affinis, 981 nucleotides long. RefSeq lists its product as uncharacterized. Bases 1 to 981 code for a protein of 326 amino acids. Lineage: Eukaryota; Fungi; Ascomycota; Eurotiomycetes; Eurotiales; Aspergillaceae. The transcript has 4 exons. The record is from RefSeq and is a predicted model, not a curated record.